This is a messenger RNA of Choloepus didactylus (southern two-toed sloth), 3466 nucleotides long. RefSeq names its product neuronal tyrosine phosphorylated phosphoinositide-3-kinase adaptor 1 (gene NYAP1). Lineage: Eukaryota; Metazoa; Chordata; Mammalia; Pilosa; Megalonychidae. The record is from RefSeq and is a predicted model, not a curated record. Gene Ontology annotation, biological process: neuron projection morphogenesis; phosphatidylinositol 3-kinase/protein kinase B signal transduction.
GACCCGGAGGCGGGGCUGUCUCUGCGGCAGGGCCCAGCUCGGCUCCCCCCGGUCUCUCUCUGUCUCUCCUCCUCCGUCCUCCUGCUCCGGGCGGAGCCCGGCAUGGGGGGGCCGGCGCCGGGCAGGCCAGUGGAUCGGGGACCCAGGGAGGGCCACCCCCCGGGCCUGGUGGCACUGAGCAGGGCCCCCCAGCCCCCACCUCCUGCCCCACGACAUGAACCUCCUCUACCGAAAAACCAAGCUGGAGUGGAGGCAGCACAAGGAGGAAGAGGCCAAGAGGAGCUCCAGUAAGGAAGUGGGUCCCGCAGGCCCGGCAGCGCCCGGGGCAGGCCCGGCGGGGCCCGGCGUCCGCGUGCGGGACAUCGCCUCGCUGCGCCGCUCGCUCAGGAUGGGCUUCAUGACGAUGCCCGCGUCCCAGGAGCACACCCCCCACCCCUGCCGCAGCGCCAUGGCCCCGCGCUCCCUCUCCUGCCACUCGGUGGGCAGCAUGGACAGCGUGGGGGGCGGGCCCGGGGGCGGCGGCGGGAGCCUGGCCGAGGACAGGGCUCCCGGAGAACCCCCUGCCAAGCCCCGGAGACACCCCAGCACCAAGCUCAGCAUGGCGGGGUCGGGGGCAGAGGCGCCCCCGUGCAAGAAAGCAGGCUCCCAGAAGCCAACCCCAGAAGGCCGGGAGUCCAGCCGGAAGGUUCCUCCCCAGAAGCCCAGGCGGAGCCCCAACACCCAGCUGUCCGUCUCCUUCGACGAGUCCUGCCCCCCAGCCCCCUCUCCUCGAGGGGGGAACCUGCCCCUCCAGCACCUCAGUCGGGGGUCCCACGUAGUUGGGGACCCUGAUGUGGGUGCCCAGGAAGAAGAGCCUGUGUACAUCGAGAUGGUGGGGGAUGUCUUCAGGGGAGGCAGAAGAAGUGGAGGGGGCCUGAGUGGGCCCCCUCUUGGGGGUGGGGGCCCGACCCCUCCGGCUGGCCCCGACUCGGACUCGGAAGAGAGCGAGGCCAUCUACGAGGAGAUGAAGUACCCGCUCCCAGAGGAGGUUGGGGAAGGCCGGGCCAACGGGGGCCCCCCGCUGUUGGCAGCCUCCCCGCCACACCAGCCCCAUGCCCACCGCCGACCGGCGUCAGCCCUCCCGAGCCGGAGGGACAGCACGCCCCCCAAGGCCAUGCCUUGUGAGAUCCCCCCGCCUUUCCCCAACCUUCUUCAGCACCGUCCUCCACUCCUGGCCUUCCCCCAAGCCAAGUCUGCUUCGCGAACCCCCGGCGAUGGGGUCUCGAGGCUACCGGUCCUUUGCUACUCCAAGGAGCCAGCUGGCUCCACCCCAGCUCCCCAAGUGCCUGCACGGGAGCGGGAGACGCCUCCCCUACCGCCCCCGCCGCCUGCUGCCAACCUGCUCCUGCUGGGACCGUCAGGCCGGGCUCGGAGCCACUCAACACCGUUGCCACCCCAGGGCUCUGGCCAGCCCCGGGGAGAGCGGGAGCUCCCCAACUCCCACAGCAUGAUCUGCCCCAAGGUGGUGGGGGUGCCGGCAGCCCCCCUUGGCCCGGCCGCCUUGCUCCCCGGGGCCCCCAAGGACAAGGCGGUAUCUUACACCAUGGUGUACUCGGCGGUCAAGGUGACCACACACUCAGUCCUGCCGGUGGGCCCGCCCCUGGGUGUUGGGGAGCCCAAGGCAGAGAAGGAGAUCUCUGUCCUCCACGGGAUGCUGUGCACCAGCUCGAGACCCCCCAUGCCGGGGAAGUGCAGCCCCCACGGCGGAGCCCUGGGGGCAGCAGCUGGGGUCCUCCACCACCGUGGCUGCCUGGCCUCUCCCCACGGCCUUCCGGACCCCACGGCAGGCCCCCUGACCCCACUUUGGACCUACCCAGCUACAGCAGCUGGGCUCAAGAGACCCCCUGCCUAUGAGAGCCUCAAGGCUGGGGGAGUGCUGAGUAAGGGCUGUGGAGUGGGGGCCUCAUCCCCCCUGGUCAAGAUCCAGCUGCAGGAACAAGGGGCUGAUGGGGGUGCCUUUGCCAGCAUCUCCUGCGCCCAUGUCAUCGCCAGCGCAGGGACCCCAGAGGAGGAGGAUGAGGAGAUGGGUGCCACGACAUUUGGGGCAAGCUGGGCUCUGCAGCGGAAAGUCCUGUAUGGAGGGAGGAAAGCAAAGGAGCAGGACAAGGCUGAGGAGGGUGCCCGGGCCUGGAACGGCAGUGCCGAAGGUCCAGGCCAGGCGGAGCGGGAGGACAGGGGCCUGCUGGCUUCAGGAAUCCCAGUGAGGAGCCAGGGGGCGGAGGGCCUGCUGGCCAGGAUCCACCAUGGAGGGGAGAGAGGAGGGAGCCGCCCGGCGCUGCCCGUGCCCUGCCAGACCUUCCCAGCCUGCCACCGCAACGGAGACUUCACGGGAGGCUACCGCCUGGGGCGCUCAGCUUCCACCUCUGGAGUCCGGCAGGCCGCUUUCCACACCCCCCGGCCCUGCAGCCAGCCCAGGGAUGCCCUGAGCCAGACCCACCCUGCACUGCCGCUGCCCCUGCCCCUGCCCCCCGCGCCAGCCCCCGAGCGGGAUGGCAAGCUGCUGGAGGUGAUUGAGCGCAAGCGCUGCGUGUGCAAGGAGAUCAAGGCGCGCCAGCGGCCCGACCGCAGCCUCUGCAAGCAGGAGAGCAUGCCCAUCCUCCCCAGCUGGCGGCGGGGGCCCGAGCCCCGCAAGUCCGGCACCCCGCCCUGCCGCCGGCAGCACACGGUCCUCUGGGACACUGCCAUCUGAGGGGCGGCCGGGGCACCUGGGCUGGGGUGCGGCAUGCCCCGUCUCUCCCGGGGGACUUGCCCUGAGAGAGAGAGAGAGACACUUGAAGGACCAGGUGAGAGAGAGCCAGGGAGAACCCCUGCCCUCCACCCCGACCCCCGGACCCAGGGAGUCCGCCAGGCCUGUGGGCUUGGGGCGCCAGCAGCACCCCUGGAAGUUUGGGGGAAGAGGAGGGUUUGCUUGAGGGUGGGAAGGAGGCCUUCCUCAGCUCUCCCCACUGAGCCCAUGUGGAUCCUCCUCCUGAGAGGGCAAAGGUCAAGCCAGAGGUCAGAGCAUGGGGAAGGAUGGGGGUUAGGGAGGACCAAAGGGUGGGUCAAAUGAAAGAGAGGGAGGUGGAGGAGCUCUUAGGGAGAGAGAGUCGGAAAUGGGGAAGGGGGUAUUUAUUUUGCUAUUUAUUUAGUCUGGAGGGCAAUUCUGGGCUCUUGCCUAUUCCUGAGUGGGGGAAAUGAAGGAAAUUAAAGGGAAACCAAGUUUGUACUCUUCCCAAUGCCUAAAAGCCCCACCUUCCAUGCCCACCUAGGAUGUCCUGGCGUGGGGAGUGGAGUGGGAUGGAGGGAGGGGCUCAGGUGAGCCAAGGGCUGCAGAAUCAUUUGCAGCAUUUACUAGUUGCUAGAAGUUGCUAGUGAGCGUGGCCUGCUCUGAAGCAGGCAUCUUACUUAGCUCCAGGGUGAGGGUCUGGUGCCAGGGAUGGGCAGGAGG